AUGGUCUCUCGGUCAUCCGAAGCGAGUGAGGGGCCACCUCCACCGUCCAAAACACCAGGCACUCCGGCCAGAUCACGACUGACGAGAUUGGGGUCCAGCCCGACCAAACGAGAAGAUAAAGGGAAAGACGGCAGGAUGAUCAAGUCAUCGGCCAAAGAUGUUGCGGAGCUCAAGGAUUUCCAACUGGGCGACUGCUUGGGCAAGGGCGCAUUUGGUUCAGUCUAUAGAGCCCUCAACUGGAAUACAGGAGAGACUGUUGCUGUCAAGCAAAUCAAGUUGGCCGACUUACCGAAGAGCGAAUUGCGGGUGAUCAUGUUAGAAAUAGAUCUCUUGAAAAAUUUGGAUCAUCCCAACAUUGUGAAAUACCAAGGGUUUGUUAAAUCUGCAGAGACCCUAAACAUCAUACUUGAAUACUGUGAAAAUGGCUCUUUGCACUCCAUUGCGAAGAAUUUUGGUCGUUUCCCCGAGAACUUGGUUGGCCUAUACAUGUCGCAGGUUCUCCACGGCCUUUUGUACCUGCACGAGCAGGGUGUUAUCCAUAGAGAUAUCAAAGGUGCCAAUAUCCUUACUACAAAAGAGGGACUUGUCAAGCUUGCAGACUUUGGCGUAGCCAGUCGGACCACGGGACUCAGUGAAUCCAGCGUUGUUGGCACACCAUACUGGAUGGCCCCCGAAGUGAUUGAGCUCUCCGGUGCAACCACUUCGUCAGAUAUCUGGAGCCUUGGCUGUACUGUCAUUGAACUUUUGGAAGGAAAGCCACCGUACUAUAAUCUCCAGCCCAUGCCAGCCUUAUUCCGCAUUGUCAAUGAUGAUCAUCCACCUCUGCCACAAGGAGCCUCUCCGGCUGUCAAGGAUUUCUUGAUGCAGUGCUUUCAGAAAGAUCCAAAUCUUCGUGUCUCGGCCAGGAAGCUUCUUAAGCAUCCUUGGAUUGUCAAUGCGCGCAGAACAGACUCAGUGGUACCCAAGAAAUCUACCGAAUAUGAGGAAGCUGUCAAGAGCGUGCAAGAAUGGAACGAAGCUCUUCGUUCUCCUGAGACAGGGACGUUGCGUAAGCCUUUCAGGUUCGAGACUCAAAGUUCUUCAUCGUUCCGCCCAGAUCUGGGCCCGUCUCGAUAUACACCAACCAAAGACACACUCCCGAGUCCGGUGUCAAAGCAUGUCAACCGCUAUCGGUCUCCCGAUUCUACGGAGGAGGAUAACUGGGAUGACGACUUUGCGACAGCAAUUUCCCCAAGCGCUUUACAGCUGCCUCAUCUCCGACCGCAAGACAAUUUUGGUGGCAUGUUGUCGUCUGAAAAGCUGAAAGCCUUCGCGUCGCUUGAUGGAACAGUGGUCAAGUCGGACGAUGUGUUUUCGGAUUUUGAUGAUUCAUCGCUGAGCCAAUUCGGUGAAGCAGAUCCUUUACAGACUAUUCGGCCUUUCCCUCUAAAGCAAACCGGGGUGGAGAACACAACCAAUCAACCCAAGACUACCAUAGCUGCCAUUCAUAACAAUGUGCCUAUUCUCAAAACCCCGGUGCCACCCCUGAAACCACAACGGCCGACAUCCUUCUUCAAGGAGAACUCUGUUGAGGAUUAUUCUGAUCUCAUCAAAGGUAACGAGGAUGUCUUGGAUCACAAACUUAGCGCGUUUCAGGAAACCGACGAAGAAAGCGAUACUCCAGUCUCGCCAUCGAAGGAAUUAGUGCGAUACCAAGGAUCGCCGGAGCAUGAAGAGGACCAUGAACCACAGCUAAGGAAACGGAUAUCCGUCAAACGUAACCGCUCCGACAUAGAGAUACAACGCUAUGCAGAGAACGAACACGAUGAAGAUUUCUCUGAUAUAUUGGGUGCAGAUGAGGUUGCUCUCGACAAGCCAGAGAGCGAUAACAGCUCAAACCAAAGCACCUUGAGACUCAAUUCCAAGCUGUCUAACAAUUCGUGGCUUGGAGAUCAGGAUGAUGAAGAUGAUCCUUUUGCACAGCUUGAAGAAGGACUCGAUGAAACGGACUUGGAGGCUAACAUCGCGCGUGACAAGUAUGCACGUCUCAGGAGCCAAGUUGAAGGGCUCGUGAGCUCCCUGAAAACAUCACAGGACGAGGACGUACUGGGCGAGAUUUCUGAACAGUUGUUGACUGUCUUUUGUGACCUACCCGAAACGAAGAGCAUCAUCAUUAGUGCUCAUGGAAUGCUGCCGAUUCUGGAGAUUCUGGACAUAUGCCGCCGGCGUGACAUUAUCUUAUGUCUGUUGCGCAUUGUCAACGCCAUAAUCUUCAAUGACUAUGAGAUUCAGGAAAACCUUUGCUUCGUGGGCGGUAUACCUAUCAUCAAUGAGUUUGCUGCCAAGAAAUACCCGAGAGAGAUUCGUCUCGAAGCGGCAGCUUUUGUGCAACAGAUGUACCAAACCUCAACCCUUACACUGCAAAUGUUUGUCAGUGCUGGUGGGCUAAAUGUCCUAGUCGAGUUCUUGGAAGAUGAUUAUGAGGAUGAGCGCGACUUGGUUCUCAUUGGAGUCAACGGAAUCUGGAGUGUCUUCGAACUGCAGCAGGGCUCAACUCCCAAGAACGAUUUCUGUAGGAUCUUGUCGCGUAAUUCUGUCUUGGAUCCUUUGUCACUGGUUCUCAGUCGUGUGCUCGAUGAGGAAGGCAAAUUGGCCGAGAUUGUCGAGGGUCGAAUUGCAAACAUAUUUUUCAUUUUCUCGCAGGCCGAGAACCAUGUAAAGGAGAUGGUUGCAGAGCGGACAGUGCUGCAUAGAGUUCUUAAAGAGUUAAGACGAAUGACUCCCGCCCACCAGAUCACAAUGCUAAAGUUUAUCAAAAACUUGUCAAUGCUAUCGACAACGCUCGAUGCGCUUCAGAACUCGAACGCAAUAGAUGUUCUCACAGACCUGUUGAGGUCCACCAUCAAACGCCAACACUUCCGGGAAGUCUCCAAUCAAAUCCUCAACACCAUUUACAAUAUGUGUCGCCUGAACAAGUCCCGACAAGAAGAUGCAGCGUUGAAUGGUAUUGUACCUCUUCUUCAGAAGAUCGUGAAGACCGAACGGCCCUUGAAAGAAUUCGCUUUACCUAUUCUUUGUGACAUGGCGCAUUCUGGAAAGGUCGGUCGCCGUGAGCUGUGGCGUAACAAGGGUCUCGCAUUCUACAUAUCUCUACUGUCAGAUCCUUACUGGCAAGUUACGGCUCUGGAUGCGAUUUUUAAUUGGCUCCAAGAAGAAACCGCCAAGGUCGAGGAACACCUCCUUGAUAACCGUUAUGAACAGGUCUCCUUUACGGAUUCUAUUGUCAGGUGCUUAACUGUCUCCAAGGCAAACGCAUUCGAGAAUCUCCUAGAGCCUCUGCAGAAACUCCUUAGACUAAGCCCGCCGAUAGCGUCGACUUUCGCGAGACCCGAUAUAUUCACCAAGAUUGGACAGAAGCUACACCACAACAAAGCUGCAGUACGGCUAAACCUACUGCGCAUUAUAUCAAGUAUCUGCGACUCCAGCGAAGAACAGGGUGGCCUUCUUGCCAGAUAUGGUCUCCUGGAUGCGAUCCGAGAACUUGAGCAUGAUCCAGCCAUUUUGGUCAGAGACAUGGCCGGCAAGCUGAUACAGUCAAAUGAGAAGAAUGAACCGUAUCACAUAGAAAAGCGCAAGCCAGGUGUGAGACGGCGGAGUAAUUCAACCACGCCACCGAGCCUUCUUGCCAAUCAAUCCGCUCCGGCCACACCACAAAUGAACCGAUUCAGUCAGUCGAAGGCUUACUUUGACGGGCGGGAAAGUCAGCGUCACCCGCGGAAUGCUCUCGGCAGCUCAGCGUUGGCUCUGCGACCUGGAAGCCGAGACGGGCCAGGUACCAGCCUUUCAGCGGGGGUCAAUCCCGCCCCUGGAGCUUCCAGAAACAGGCUGUCACGAGGCCUCGGUAACCGACUAUCCCAAGUCGACUUCUUAGGGGAAGAGGAUCCCAGACCUGCAAGCUCACUUUCGCGUCGCCGCUCGAUUCUUCCGCAACGCCGACGUCCGACCCAUACUGACGCGGAUUGGGCGUCCAAAGGGCCUUGA
Molecule: messenger RNA, 4020 nt
Organism: Aspergillus homomorphus CBS 101889
Lineage: Eukaryota; Fungi; Ascomycota; Eurotiomycetes; Eurotiales; Aspergillaceae
Product: serine/threonine-protein kinase
Exons: 10
Coding region: 1-4020 (1339 amino acids)
Biological process (GO): protein phosphorylation
Cellular component (GO): cytoplasm
Molecular function (GO): protein serine/threonine kinase activity; ATP binding
Source: RefSeq, a predicted model, not a curated record